AUGUCUGAUCACGAGUUUGGAGGUAACGACGAUUUGUCGCUCCCGAAAGCUACUGUUCAAAAAAUUGUAUCUGAAAUUCUUCCCCCAUCGGCAGGCGUGGCAUUCGCUAAAGAGGCUCGCGAUCUCUUGAUUGAAUGCUGUGUCGAGUUCAUUACCCUCAUUUCAUCAGAGGCGAACGAGAUUUCUGAGAAGGAAGCAAAGAAGACUAUCGCCUGCGAUCACAUCACGAAAGCUCUCGAGCAACUAGGCUUCACUGACAUGGUCCCUGCUGUUCUCGAGGCAGCAGCUGAGCACAAGGAAGUUCAAAAGGGUCGAGAGAAGAAGGCAGACAAGUUUGCCAACAGUGGUAUGUCCAUGGAGGAACUCGCUCGUCUACAGGAGGAGCAGUUCGCAGCUGCUCGAGAGCGUCACGGUUAG
This is a messenger RNA of Fusarium proliferatum ET1, 417 nucleotides long. RefSeq lists its product as uncharacterized. The transcript has 4 exons. The record is from RefSeq and is a predicted model, not a curated record. Gene Ontology annotation, molecular function: core promoter sequence-specific DNA binding; protein heterodimerization activity; general transcription initiation factor activity. Lineage: Eukaryota; Fungi; Ascomycota; Sordariomycetes; Hypocreales; Nectriaceae. Gene Ontology annotation, cellular component: negative cofactor 2 complex. The coding region runs from base 1 to 417 and encodes 138 amino acids. Gene Ontology annotation, biological process: RNA polymerase II preinitiation complex assembly; negative regulation of transcription by RNA polymerase II; chromatin remodeling.